Molecule: messenger RNA, 906 nt
Organism: Trichomycterus rosablanca
Lineage: Eukaryota; Metazoa; Chordata; Actinopteri; Siluriformes; Trichomycteridae
Gene: ift22
Product: intraflagellar transport 22 homolog (Chlamydomonas)
Exons: 5
Coding region: 216-770 (184 amino acids)
Biological process (GO): intracellular protein transport
Cellular component (GO): endomembrane system
Molecular function (GO): GTPase activity
Source: RefSeq, a predicted model, not a curated record
GUGUUCACAUAAAUUUAUUGACAUUAUGUAUUGUAUACUUACUAUAUUUAGUAGGUAAUACAUUAUUGGUGUAUCUUUAAAGAAAUGAUAAGCAAACAUAUUGCUUUAAAAAAAAAAAAAAAAUUUAUAGCGGCUAAUUUAGCUAGCUGCCCUUAGCUAAUUCAGUUAGCUAAGUUUGUUGACAAGUCAGUUCGGCGUCUGAUUAACGUUAAAAUAUGUUAAAAGCGAAAAUACUUAUAAUUGGACCCAGUGAGUGUGGCAAGACUGCUCUGGCUAAUUUUCUUUCCGACACUGUGGAGACAAUUGGGACAGAUUACAGCCCAACACAGGGAGUAAGGAUACUGGAGUUUGAGUCACAAAAUGGGGCCAAAGAUGCUGCAUGUGAAGUAGAACUGUGGGAUUGUGCUGGAGAUUUCAGGUUUGAAGCCUGCUGGCCUGCUCUGAUGAAAGACUCCAAUGGAGUUGUAAUUGUAUUUAACCCAGAUGUUCCAAGUCAUCUUAAGGAAGUAGAGACCUGGCACUCCACUUUUAUCUCCUCACAAGGUCUACAGGCUGGACAGUGUCUGCUCAUAGCACACCACAAGCCUGGAAGUGGAGCUGAUAAUUCUCACCCUCAGUUAGCUCCUCAACUGAACAGACUGCCUCUUAUUCAUUCCAAUCUGGAGGAAGACCCUGAGGAGGUUCGUCAGGAGUUUCGUAGAUAUUUGGGAAAUGUUGUGCAAAGCUUGUCAGAAAGCAGAGAGCGGGAGGAGAUGUCCAUCAUAGCAUAAUAGCAUACAUUUUUAUAUUCAAGUCCUACCCUCGGUAUUCAUGUGUAUAUAAUUUGAACAUUCCUAUAUAAGAACAAGUAAUUAUAUAUUAAUAGUACCUAUUACUCUUUUUCUAUGAAUAAAUGAUUAAAACACU